Aspergillus brunneoviolaceus CBS 621.78 is the source of this 1959-nucleotide messenger RNA. RefSeq names its product putative serine/threonine protein kinase ENV7. Bases 478 to 1758 code for a protein of 426 amino acids. Gene Ontology annotation, molecular function: ATP binding; protein serine/threonine kinase activity. Gene Ontology annotation, cellular component: Golgi apparatus; cytoplasm. Gene Ontology annotation, biological process: vacuolar protein processing; regulation of vacuole fusion, non-autophagic; protein phosphorylation. NCBI's taxonomy places the organism in Eukaryota, Fungi, Ascomycota, Eurotiomycetes, Eurotiales, Aspergillaceae. The transcript is spliced from 3 exons. The record is from RefSeq and is a predicted model, not a curated record.
ACCUCAAUCAUCCGUGCUUCUUCUCCUCAUCGCUGCUCCAUACUGUUAACAGUUCAUUCAGUAUUACUCCUCCUCAUAUCAUCACCACACCACCUGAAAUUAUUUCCCUCUCCCAAGGAGACUACAACUCCCCUCAAUCCACCCUGCUAUACCCUGAAUUGCCCUUCGUUAUCACCUCCUCUUCAAGCCUCCUCCUUCCCUUGCAGUUCCGACCACUGUCUUCCGCUCCCUUACCUAACCGUUCUACUUGUCCGCUUUUGCGCCGCCAACUCCGGGGUGGAGCCCAGCCCGUCAGAAGUGGACGAUAGUACGUAUUCUCCUUGGAAACUAGCUCUCCUUAGUCGUUAGUCGCCACGGGGUCACCACAGCCGUCUCGUCUAUUGCUGAGUAUUGUUGUGAUCAUCACUGCUCUUGCAAAGAGCUUCGUCGCACCUCCCCUACCUUCGCCCUUCAAUUGCCGCGCCGCGCCCUUUCGCCAUGGCGCAAUACUUCUUCGACCUUCUCUACAGCUUCACGGAUUGCAUGUGCUGCUUUCCUAGCACGCCGCAAUUGAAGAUCAAUAGUCGUAGCUUCAAAUUGCUCCGCCUUUUAGGUGAAGGCGGUUUCUCCUACGUCUACCUCGUCCAAGACAAAGCGACCUCCGAAUUGUUCGCGCUCAAGAAAAUCCGAUGCCCCUUUGGCCAAGAAUCUGUCUCCCAGGCCUUGAAGGAGGUCGAGGCCUACAAUCUGUUCACAUCGCACAGCAACAUCAUCCAUUCCAUUGAUCACUGUGUUUCCACUGAACCCGGCUCCAAAUUCCGCUCCGACGGCGGCGAACCUGGCUCCAAGACCGUUUACAUCCUAUUACCUUACUACCAACGCGGAAACCUUCAAGAUGCGAUCAACGCCAAUCUCGUCAAUCAUUCCCGUUUCCCGGAGAAGAGGCUGAUGGAGUUGGUGUUGGGAGUCGCCCGGGCAUUGCGCGCCAUGCACCAGUAUCGUGUCAAGAGCGGCUCGGGGCCGACCCGCAAAGCCAAGGCUGUCAGGAGGGAGGGAGCCGAGGCAGACGCAGACGCCGCUGUUCGCAAGGCAAAGACCAAGCGACGAGCCAGCCAAAAUGCAGAUGACGAUGACGAGGAAAAUGAGCCUUUGAUGGAUGACGAAGUGACCAUAAGUCAGGAAGGAGUGCAGGACGGUGACCUCCGUCCGUACGCUCACCGAGAUAUCAAGCCGGGGAACAUCAUGAUCGCCGACGAUGGUCGUACGCCCAUUCUGAUGGACCUUGGGUCGCUGGCACCCAGUCCGAUCGCUAUCACCUCUCGCUCGCUCGCUCUAGCGGUCCAGGAUACUGCAGCGGAGCACAGCACAAUGCCCUACCGGGCGCCCGAGCUGUUCGAUGUCAAGACGGGCUCGAUCAUUGAUACCAAAGUGGAUAUCUGGUCUCUUGGUUGUACCCUCUACGCCUGCCUGGUGGGCAAGAGUCCCUUCGAAGCUCGGAGCGAAGAGACUGGCGGCAGUCUGAGUAUGUGUGUACUAGGUGGAGACUGGCGUUUCCCUGACGAAAAGUCGAGUGCAACUAAAGGGAAAGGGAAAGCUGGUGACAACAACAACAACCGUGACAAUGCCAUGGCAAUCAGUGAGCCUGUGAAAGAAGUUGUGCGCAAGUGUCUACAGGUCGAGCCUGCAGACCGGCCAGACAUUGAUGAAUUGAUUCAGAUCAUACAAGACGUCAUCAAGGAGCUACCAGAUGAUGAUGAGGUUCCCGGAGGCUCGAGCUAAGCCAUCUACUGGAGCCACCUUUUCCUAUUGUUGCCUUAGCAUGUUACUUGCAGAUACUUGCUUUUUGAUUCUCCAUCAAUGCCGGCCCUCGUCAGCUGUGCUGAUCGUUGGAUUGCCUGGUGUAUCAUAUGAAAUGAUUUGAAUGUUGAACAUAUCUCCUUCCGCGUUAAUAGGUAUAUAAUAGUUGUAUCAAUAUCUCAG